CUCCUUUGUUGAGUGGGCGGAUGCAAGCGAAAUGAGUGCGGGAGCAUUCAUAUCGGCACCGACCACGAUCACACACACAUGCACCGCAGCCCCGUUCUACCACGCUCAGAGCCGCUGCCGGUCGCUACGCGCCACUCUCACGACAGCUACCCACCCCCUGCACACCCAUCAGCCGCCGUCUUGCCCUGAAGCAGCUCGUAAAACUUCCUCUGAGAUGCCCACGCACAAGGUCACACAGGCGCACCCAUGAGACCCUGUGUGCUCCGCGUGUCUCUGUGUGUUCACUCACCUGCCAUGCCGCCAGCCUUUCGGCUCUCGGUCGGCCUACUGCGGGUCUCGAUGGCGACAGGGCGUCACUCAACGCCUGCAUUGCCUCACUACUGGCAGAAUCGGCACCACCACGACGCUGCAGCCAAUGACACACACAUACACAUGAAGCCGAGAUUCAGAGCCCUCGGUGGCCGCCACCGCUCCCCUCCUCUCCUCCCCUCAUCACCUUUGGCUGAUAGAAUUUGCUUCUGAUGAGGUCAGGUGACCCCUUCCCAAUCUGGCUUUGGCCACCACCAUCAGGCGAGCCCUCCCCACUCAGACGGCUCGACGGGUCGACCGACGGCGACCACGACGAACGCAACCCUCCCCCUGUGUCCUCCUUUCGCCCGCCCGCCUUGGCGUGACCCCCUUCCACGCCCUUGGGGAACAGCGGCACCGACUCGGCAAAUGGAUCGGCCGGGGGAUCGCGAUGGGUGAGAGGGGGGCCCUUCCCCUCCCCCGGCUUGCUCUUGUGCUCAGGGGAGGCCGAAUAGAGCAGCGACGACCUGUGGGUCAGCGGGCGGGGCGAGAAGGGGUCACUGGGCUUCGACCCAUCAGCAGCACCACCUCGUGACACGGGGGGGCGCGCUCCGUGGUGUGUCGGCUCCUUGUGAAGGUGCUGGCGAGCUGAGAGCGCCAUGGAACCACCGACCCCACUACUGCUGCCGGACAGCUUCGCCAGUCCGCUGAGCCGUAGCCGAUUGAUCGACGGCCUCCCCUUGGAUGGCCGCAACACGCGCAGCACAGCCGCAGGGUCUCUGCUCUUGUCGUUGGCUGAUCUCUUGGCUCGCUGGGCCGCAGGCUUGAAGGUGGGGGAGUGGAAGUGGGUGAGCUUGGGGCUUAUGUCGUCCCGAUCGUCGACCAGCUCCUUCUGUGUCGAUGGAAGCGAUGAGUCGUCGGCCAGCUGCGCCGCUCCUCCGUCCCUCUGAUAGCGCACGGCAUAUGGCGACGGGUCCAUCGCGUCCUUCUCGGUCGCCACCACGACGCUGGCCCCCUUCUCCUCUUUCUCCUCCUCUGCAAUGGGCGGCAUGGGCUGCAAUGAGUCCCUCGACGACUUGCCGCUGUCCUCAUUCUUGGCCCCUGGAUGCUUCAGCUUGGCCGCCUUGGUGCGAGAGGGCGAUGGAUACAGCUCGUGGGCGAAUGGGUGGCCGGGCAGGGACCGCAGCGAUGUGGCGGACGGUGGCAGGGUGUUGUUGGAAGGGGAGGGGGGGGAGGUGCCGGCCUGACGUGUGGCGACAGGAGGGGAUAACUUAAGGCGGCGGCCGUCCUCUGUCUCUGUCUGGGUGGCGGUUUGUGUGGCGUGUGGGGGAGGGGGGUGCUUCUGUCUGAUGAGCUGGCGGGCCACGUGCAGGUCUUGGUGCAGCUGGAGGAUGGCCUCUUCAAGAGCCUCCUUCUCCUGCUGGGCGGCCUGCAGCAGACAAGCACAUCGCCCAACAUGUGGAAGUGUGUGAUCACACGUAUGCCGUGUGCGACCUCUGCCUGCUGGAGGGCCUCGGCCUGUUGUCUGUCGGCGAUCUCGCGGUGCUCGGCCGCGGCGCCCUCCAUGGCCUCCCUGAGCCGCUCCAUCUCUGACGUCACUUUUCUCAGCUCGCGAUCGCGCUCCGUCACACACCACUCGAGCCGCUCGUUGGCCGCCUCCAACACAUGCACCUGGCUGUGCGCUCGCUCAACGUCCUAAAACGACCAAAGUCCGGUGUACACAUUGCCCAUGUUGCCCGUGUGAAUGCUCUCACCUCGAUCAGCCUGCUACGCUGGUCUUCAUGGCUCAUCAGGAGCUGCUCCCUCUGGGCGCGUUGGUCGGCUAGGUCGGUGGUGAGGCGGGCGAGUGCGUCGGACGCUGUGACGGUCAUCCGGCUGCUGACGUCGGCCAGAGUACGGUAGAGGUGCACCUGUGCCGAGAGGCUGCGGUUGUGGGCCUCUGCCGCCUUGGUGGUGUUGCGGGCGAUGGCCAGCUGGUUGGUCAGGUCGUUCACCACCUUCUGGGUGUCACUCUCAGUCUGACACACACGAGCCACAACACCCAUGCAUACAGACAGACGGACACACAGGAAGUCACUACUCAUGGAUACAUACCCACCCCGACGUGUGUGCCUCACGUGCCUCACCUGUUGUAUCUGUUUGCGCAGCCUUGUGACCUCCUCGCGCCACUCGUCGCCCUCCCUAUAGCCGCUCUCCCUCACUCCCCUGCUAGUCACCCAACCCCCUCCAGCAUACGACGCCACCUGCCGCUCCCGGCUCGUCUGCGACGGUUCACGCGAGCCCGACUGCGAUGUGGGCGUGAGGCCCAAUGUGGCCAACACUAUGGGUCGAUCCGUCAUGGGGACGGGGCGGCGGUCGUGUUGCUGCUGGAGGGAUAUGGUUGAGAGGGGCAGACGGGGGACGGUGACGCGUUGUGGAGGGGAGGGGGAGGAGACUGGCGACUGGUAGCCGCUGCUAUGCUGCCCGGGGUGGUCGUCUGCGUCUGCGUCGGGGCCGGAGUGUCCGAGAAAGACUGUUGUGCGUGCAGGGGAGCCGCCGACGCGGCUGCCGUCAUCCUCCUCUACUUGGUCCUCCUCAUCCUCCCCCUCACCACGAGUGUGCUCAACGGCAUCCCUGCACACACACGUUAGUUAAACACACAGCCACACAGAGAUGACAUGCAGGCAGCGCCGCACCGCACCAUCAGUAACCAACCCAUGUGUGCCCGCUCCCCCACCACCCUCCCCCAGUCACUCACCCGGCAGCCGGCCCUUGAUCUUGAUGAGUCCCACCCCGGGGCGAGAAGAAUGGCGAGAGGCUCGACCCCGUGUAGGACUGGAUGGUCUCGUCGAUGUCGGCCUCCAAGUCGUCAAUGGCAGACGCAUGACCUGCCCGGCCCUCCUCUGCAUCUCCAUACCCACCACCAGCCGCCCUCUCGAGUAUCGUGGAUGAGCCGAUGUCCUGAUCCGUUGCAUGGUCAGCUUCAGCCGGUUCAUCUCUACUGCAGGGCGCCGGGACGACGUCCGUCUGUGUGGAUUCGCUCUGCUGACGGGAGCAUGGGGCGCUCUGCCGCUGCUGCUGCUGCUGCUGUCUGCGAUGAAUAACUGCUACGGCUCGCCUGCAUGAGGGCAGCACAGAACGCAACGGGACGCAUGAAAGGCUGUGAAAGGCAGAUCUGCCUGCCUGUCUGAGGCUAAGUGCGUGUUACAUACUUGAGUUUGUGUGCGAGUCCUUCGAAGCGGUCCAGCUGGUCGUUGCUCAGCUUCAUCAGGGCAUCAAACGCGGCAUCUCUGCUGCAGCCGCUGCCGCUGGGUUCUCCCAUUUCUCUGAAAACCAAUGCGAGCUGCGAUGCUGUGUUUUCCG
Molecule: messenger RNA, 3630 nt
Organism: Vitrella brassicaformis
Lineage: Eukaryota; Vitrellaceae
Source: the annotation of a GenBank genome assembly